Caenorhabditis angaria is the source of this 756-nucleotide messenger RNA. Lineage: Eukaryota; Metazoa; Nematoda; Chromadorea; Rhabditida; Rhabditidae. The record is from the annotation of a GenBank genome assembly.
AUGUUUUUCCUGAUCCUUUUGAUUUUUCCACUAUCAUUUGCAAAUGAAUUAAAAGUCUCAAAAGAUCGUUGGUAUUGUAAAACCGAAUCCGCAUUUCUGUUAACUCAUCGAGAUUUUCAUUCUCAGCAAGCAGUUUUCAAUUAUAAUGAGUGUUGUGCAAUUAAUGAGGAUUGUUAUAACUCGUUAAUUUCUAAAUAUUGCGAUUAUUAUUUUGAAUGGUGUAUUCAUGUGAGUUUUUAUUUUCUAAGCGGGAAAUGUUUGCGGCAACUUCUUCGAAUCUUCAGGAACUAACAUGAUGCAAUAUACAUAAUUAAAUACAAAUGAUGAGCCAUUUUGCACAAUGUUACGUGGAAAUUUGAAACUAUUUUUUUGCAGCGUGUAAUUUCACAAUAUCAACAAUCAUACGAACUAAUAAGUAAAAUCGAACCAUAUUCAAAAGACGGAAAAUCAGAUUUUACUCGUGAAUACGAAACUUAUAACGUCAAUGAAAAUCAAUUAAUUGCUGAAAUUUAUCCAACUUUAUAUAUUAAAUGCAAAGCUCAAAAUGCAACAUUUUCAAGUUGUGCUUUUGAAUUUGAUAACUGCAUUUUAUCAGACGAUCAAUAUAAUUGUUAUUUGAAGUUGGAUCAAUGCUUGGAUCGAACAUUUGUUUAUCGAUUAUAUGAUGCAAUUUGUAAUCAAGCUGUUAGAGCUGUUCAAAUUGUUGUUAAUCAAUUUAUUGAGACAACUGGAACAAAAUGUGAAUCAUUAAUUUAA